UGAACACAUGCCGGUGAAUAACCCUUCCACCCAGAUUUACCAGUUGCAGGCCCUGGCCUCGGAACUGAAAACUGGCUUCACAGAAGCGAUGCAGGAACUGACGCGCAUCCAGCAUGGAGAAUAUGCUUUGGAAGAGAAGGUCAAGAGCUGCCGAUGUUCCAUGGAAGAGAAAGUCACCGAGAUGAAGAAUUCAUUAAACUACUUCAAGGAAGAGCUGAGCAACGCAAUGUCCAUGAUUCAGGCCAUCACUUCCAAACAAGAAGAAAUGCAGCAGAAAAUAGAACAGCUUCAACAGGAAAAACGAAGAGAAUCGCGAAAGGUUAAAGCCAAGAAAACUCAAAAGGAAGAGCAUGGCGCACAGGCCGGACCUGCAUCUGCGCCUGCGCAAGCGCAAGGGAGCCCCUUCCGCUCCAUCAACGUCCCCGAGUCGGGUCAUCCCAGUGAAGACUUCACCAACAUUUUGCCUUCUCAGACCUAUGAAAAAGCCCAAGAGUCCAGGUCUGUUCAUGUAGGAGAUGGCAACGUGAAGGGAAUGAUGGGUCCUGGGGUGACCCCAACAAAUCCAGAAGCUGAUGAAAACCUUAAGCCUUCUCUCUCAGCUGAGAUCCAGUCCAAGGGCCAUCACACACCCGGCCUGUGGAGACAGCCGAAGGAGGGCAAAGAAUGGGGCGAGGAGUAUGUCACAAAAGAUCACCCCGAUAAACUCAAGGAGGCUGGCCAGGGCAGACACAGUUCCCUGGAAAAUGUCCUAUGUGAAACCUCUCUAGCUGCAAAAAGGCAGACUGUGGCUCUGGAGCUGCUUGAAUCUGAGCGGAAAUACGUCAUUAACAUCUCCCUGAUCCUGAAGAUAAAGGCAACAUUCCAGGGCUCAGAUGGAAAGAGGAAUUCCAAGGAGAGAAGCCUUUUCCCUGGCUCCUUGCGCUACCUUGUCCAGCAGCACUUGGAUUUGCUUCAUGCCCUGCAGGAGAGGGUCCUGAAAUGGCCACGCCAAGGAGUCCUUGGAGAUUUAUUCCUGAAGUUGACAAACGAUGAGAAUAAUUUCUUGGAUUAUUAUGUUGCCUACCUGAGGGAUUUACCCGAGUGCAUCUCCUUGGUUCAUGUUGUGGUUCUGAAGGAGGGUGAUGAGGAGAUCAAAUCUGACAUCUACACCCUGUUCUUUCACAUCGUGCAGCGCAUCCCGGAAUAUCUGAUUCAUCUCCAGAAUGUUCUGAAGUUCACAGAGCAGGAACACCCCGACUAUUACCUGCUCCUCGUGUGUGUCCAGCGCCUCCGCGUCUUUAUCUCUCAUUACACCCUGCUGUUUCAGUGCAAUGAAGAACUGCUUAUUCAGAAACGGAAAAAGCUCAAAAAGUCGUCCAUGGCAAAGCUGUACAAAGGGCUGGCUUCCCAAUGUGCCAAUGCUGGCCAAGAUGCUUCCCCUGCUGCAGGCCCGGAGGCUGUUCGUGACAGUGGGAUCCACUCAGAAGAGAUGCUCCAGCCCUAUCCUUCGGCUCCCACUUCUGCCCCUGCUGUCACACAUUUGAUGCCCUCGGCGAAGAAAGGCCAACAGCAGCAGAGCCUCAUGGAGAGCAUGCAGCCUGGGAAGCCGGGGGACUGGGAGAUGGAGAGCAGAAAGCACGAGCGACCCGAGAGCCUGCUGGCCCCGGCGCAGUUCUGCGCGGCCGAGCAGGACGUGAAGGCGCUCGCCGGGCCGUUGCAGUCCAUCCCGGAGAUGGACUUCGAGCCGUCCCCGGCCGAGCCGCUGGGCAAUGUGGAGCGCUCGCUGCGCGGCCCGACCGAGCUCCUGCCCGACGCGCGCGGCUUCGUGCCCGCCGGCUACGAGGAGUUCGAGUACGGAGGCGAGAUCUUCGCGCUGCCCGCGCCUUACGACGAGGAGCCCUUCCAGGCGCCGGCGCUCUUCGACAACUGCUCGCCCGCCUCCUCGGAGUCCAGCCUAGACAUCUGCUUCCUGAGGCCCGUCAGCUUCGCCAUGGAGGCCGAGCGGCCCGAGCACGCGCUGCAGCCGCUGCCCAAGAGCGCCACGUCGCCGGCGAGCAGCAGCAGCGCCUACAAGCUGGAGGCCGCGCAGGCGCAGGCGCACGGCAAGGCCAAGCCGCUGAGCCGCUCGCUCAAGGAGUUCCCGCGCACGCCGCCCGCCGAGGGCGUGGCCCCGCGCCUCUACAGCACGCGCAGCAGCAGCGGCGGCCGCGCGCCGCUCAAGGUGGAGCGCGCCGCCGCCCCGCACGGCCCCGCCGCCGCCGCCGCUGCCUCCCGCGGGGCGCCGCGGACCUUCUUCCCCCAACAGAGGUCCCAAAGCGAAAAGCAGACCUAUUUGGAAGUAAGGAGGGAGAUGCACUUAGAGGAUGCCACCCGAUUCUGUCCCAAGGAAGAGAGAGAGAGUGAGCAGACUUCUUUCAGCGAUCAAAAUCCCAGGCAAGACCAGAAAGGGGGCUUUCGCAGCUCCUUCCGCAAGCUCUUUAAAAAGAAGUCCAGUGGAUCAGAAUACAGGGAAAAAACUAAUGAGAGCCCCUCACUGGAUCCUUCACCCACCAAACAAGACUUCUUCAGAAACCGACUUGCUCUUGCAAAUGACCUUGACCAAGGAACAGCUGUGUAAACACAUUUACAGUUGUAUUGUCAAGUGGUAAGAGGAGGGUAAAAGCUUGUAUAUAUCUCUGCAGGAAUAUAUAUAUAUAUAUAUCAAUGUAUAAAUCCCUGAGGAAAACUAAUAUAAAUAUUUACAUAUGAAACUAAAUCAAUAUACAAGAUUCUGAAGAGAUGAAGAUUAGUCUAUGGUUAAGACUUGGCUUAAUGAACCUCUCAACCCUUGGAAAGGGGAAACGAAGACUUUUCCCAUCAUUACAGAAAACCAGUAAAUCUGGAGGAAAAUAAAUGUUUGUGAGAACAAAAGCUUGCACCUUGAACUCAUUCCCCAAGAAUAAUAAUAAGCAUGUUCAUUUUUAGCAUGGAUGUGAAUUUUGUGCUUCCUAGGAAUUUUAUUUAUUAUUAUUAUUGGUUUUUUGAGACAGAGUUUCUCUGUGUACGCCUGACUGGAACUCACUCAGUUAGACCAGGCUGGCCUUGAACUCAUAGAGACCCACCUGCCUCUGCCACCUAAGUGACUUCCUAGGAAUUUUAAUUCAUAGCUUAUGAAUUCAUCCACUGUGCUUAAACAUACCCUGUGUGAGGGUCCAGUUGGAAAGAUCCUUCAUAUCUUUCCAAACCUCAAAGCAAAAUAUCACAUCCUUUAAGUCAAAGGAUUGACAGAACUGUAUUUUACUUGUACAGACCAGUGCUCCAGAAAAUUUGUCCUUCAACUAUGAUUCAGAAUCUUCACAACUUAUAAGAUACAUUGCCCUCUAGCUUGUUCUGUGGUUAUGGGAAAAUCAGUGAAGGGAACAGGGGGAACAAAAACAAAGAACCCUUCUCUUCAUGUGGGCUGCACUGAGCACGGCAGCCAUUGUAGAUGCAGUAGGUGGUGUCAUAUUCACAAAGAGAAAACCCUGACGUAGUUCUGUUCGGACCUCUGAGGGCUCUCGGGAUGUAGAAUGAUCAAACUCCCGAUGGCACCUCCUUCUAGUCUAUCACAUAUUCAUAUCUCUGUCCACACCAGCUCCCUCUAUUCUGUAUACCAAGCAUGCCCCUGCCUCCGGACUCUCAAACCAGCUCUUCUUUUAGUUACUUGGAUGUCUCAUUCUUUCACCUCUUUUAAGUUCCUAUGUCUGCAUGGCUGACUGAUCAUCACAUUUAAAUUUCACACUUCCGGACCCUUCUUUUCUUCAUAGCAGCUACAUUUUUAAUGUUUAAUAUUCUGCUUAUCACAUAUUGUCUACAUCCUCUCACUAGCUUAUAAAUCCCAUGAAAUGGAUUUUUCUUCAUUACUAUGUUUCUAACACCAGUUCUGUAAAAAGAUCUAUAUUUGUUUAUGCCUAAAUAGUCAAAUGAGCUCUUACCAAAUGCUUAUAAUUUUAGGUCAUUGAAAACCAAUCUGAAUAAUGGCAAACAGCACAGGAAGCCAUAAUGAAUCAAAUCAUAGGAUGUCAGGAUAGCUAACCUCCUAGGAAUUCUCUAAAACAGGCAGACUGCAAACAUGCCCUUUAUACUUUAUUUUUCAUAUUUUAGUGCUUUGUUCUGAAAGGCACUGCAUUGUAGCCACAUCACCUUUCAAGUUCAUACAAGCUUUGUGUUGAUGAGUCGUGCGUUUGUGUGCUCAGCAGUGGAAGCAGGGUAAACAGGCCUGCCCACGGCACCCAUCGGUCCUGACGUUACUAAGGUACAGUUACUAAACAGUUGAUAGUUUUCCUUGCCACCAGUAAUUAUCAAAGGUCCUAAAAGGUUAGCAUGGCCACAAACUGCUUUUCUAAAAUUAUAUUCUGUCAAAGGUGCAAAUAAAGCAGGCCUGGCUGGGGAGCUGGCCUUCUCGGUUCUGUUUUUGAGAUCUAAGUGCCCUCCUCUGUAAUGACUAGCAUUGACUUUUGAUGAUGAAGUACAAAGGAAAAUCUCUUGAUUAAAGAUCAGAAUUAACAUUUGGAGAGCAAAAUUAAAAUCUGAUUAAUUUCAGUGUCAGUAUUACUUAGAUAGUAAACUGUUACGUAGAAUACAUUCAAUAAUGCAUGCUGGAAUCACCAUUUUAGGCUUCCCUGAAGGCAUUCCUACAAAUACUAGGAACACUGAUUCUUAGUCUCAGUCACAAAUUUGACACUUUGCCUUAUUUAUCUAAUUAUCUAUCUAUCUAUCUAUCUAUCUAUCUAUCUAUCUAUCUAUCUAUCUAUCUAUCAUCUAUCUGCCAUCUAUCAUCUAUAUCUGUCAUCUAUCUUCUGUCAUCUACC
Molecule: messenger RNA, 4808 nt
Organism: Alexandromys fortis (reed vole)
Lineage: Eukaryota; Metazoa; Chordata; Mammalia; Rodentia; Cricetidae
Gene: Arhgef33
Product: Rho guanine nucleotide exchange factor 33
Exons: 15
Coding region: 8-2596 (862 amino acids)
Molecular function (GO): guanyl-nucleotide exchange factor activity
Source: RefSeq, a predicted model, not a curated record